Messenger RNA from Drosophila novamexicana, 6440 nucleotides. RefSeq names its product probable histone-lysine N-methyltransferase CG1716. Gene Ontology annotation, biological process: regulation of DNA-templated transcription. The transcript has 4 exons. Gene Ontology annotation, cellular component: nucleus; chromosome. The record is from RefSeq and is a predicted model, not a curated record. The coding region runs from base 40 to 6096 and encodes 2018 amino acids. Lineage: Eukaryota; Metazoa; Arthropoda; Insecta; Diptera; Drosophilidae. Gene Ontology annotation, molecular function: protein binding; histone H3K36 methyltransferase activity.
CAUUUAUCGCAGCAGUAAACGUAAAUUGUAUACAUUUGCAUGCUGCCAAUAAGUGCAGCAACAAAUCAAAUGGACAAGCUAACAUCAGACGAAGCCGCAAAGCAGCCGGCGCUACGCAAACGUCUCGGCCGACCGCCCAAGGUCAAUGCACAAGAGUCUGAGGCAGCUGAGGAAAUGGAAUCAUUAGCCGAGGAGCGCACUUCGUCAACAUCGCCAACAAAUUGCCGGCGCAGCACUCGCAAGAAAAUCAUUAAAUUUGAUGUGCUCGAUGUGCUCAACAAAAGCCGCAAGACGCACAAAAUACAAAUUGAGGCACGCAUCGAUUCUAAUGCACCGACACCAACGUCCCAACUGGCAGCUAGUGUGUCCACAGUGACAGCGCCAAUAAUCGAGGUUAAUCGUUUGAUUACGCCGCGUCCGCCACCGCUGCUGCCUGCGGUGCUCCCAUUGCCGACGCUGGACAUGUUUACCAAGCCGAAGCCAAUGCCAAGCUUGAUUGUUGCUCAGGUGAGCAGCGAUAGAACAAGCUCUGCCUAUCCGCUGCCGCAGCAGCAGCAGCAGCCUAUGCGCAAACGUGGACGCCCACGCAAAGCACAGUUCACAGACAAUCCAACAGGAGUUGGUUGCUCGAAACUGGAUGCCGGCUUGCACAAUUCUGCGCCAAACUUGGCUGGUAGCAUGGAGCAAGCAGAAGCCGCCUCUGACUCUGAUGAGUCCCUGAAGGGCUUUCCGCCCCCGUUGGCUGUGGAGGAUGCAGCAAAUGCUGCACAAAUACCGCAGGAUGACACAGUGUUAGAUACAACAAUUGAUGUUGUUGAGACUGAGAUCAUCACUGUGCCGUGUGAUGAAGAUUCGGAUUCACAAAUUAUAUUUGUGGAUAUUGAGACGACAAAAUCUGAAUCGGAUAUAGCAGAAGAAGCAGAAUUCGAGAGCCCAACCAACACAUCUGAGGAUAAACGCAUUUUCAAGCUUAUAUUUCCCAAGCAAGAGCAACUGCAGCAGGAACAAGCAGAUGUGAAGCCUGUGGCCCAGCAGCUAUGCGUUGUUGAGCAGCUUUGUGAACCGCCAGCCGAGCCUAAUGUGGGUGAAAAAUUGCAUGAGCUGAGGAAGAAAACGGAAUCGGAACUACUGGCUGAAGUGCUCAGCGAGCCAGCAGAGCUCUGGUUUACCGAAGACGAGGAUAAGGACGAAGAACAGCAACAAGUGCAGGUGCAGCAGGAGGAGCAGCAACAAGUGCAGAUGCAGCAGGAGGAGCAGCAACAGCAGCUAAAUAACAAGCCGAAGCUCGAAACUGAACUAGCAAGCGAUUCGCACAGUCCAGAAUCUAUUGGAGAUAUGAAUCUGCAGAAGCAGCAGAAGUGCAGCGACACGGAGUCGACGCUAAGCACUGAAGCAGCUAGCAAGCUGCCCAGUCCAGGUUCUGUUGAAGAUUUGCAGGCAGAGGAAAAGCAGCAGCAAUGCGCCAGUCCAAUGCAGGUUAAGGAUGAGUUCCAGGUGGCUGUGAAGCUAAAGGAGGAACUUUCAUUACCAAAUUCUUCAGCUGCGCAGCCCAAAAGCGAUGAAACAAAAACUGCAACUGCGUCAGAGUCAAAGGCGGACUCAAUCCCUAAUGCUGCUGUGAAGCCAGAAGACAAGACCAAGAUCAUGGAGCCUACUCCGCAGCCGGCGUACAAAGCCGUAGCACAUUUCGAAUUAGAAUCUCUCAGGCGCGCGGCCAAAGCUACGGGCAUAGAAUUGAAGCUGCCCGUGACUAUGGAAAAACUUCUAAAUGCCAAUCCAAUUUCAGAGCCUUUAAAGGCUGAAAUUAAAAAGCAGCCAGAUUUAGACACGACUGAAACGCCGCUAGCUGUGUCCUGGCAACUGGCCAAGCAAGACAUGCCUGUAAAGCAGCGGCAGCCGUUGGCAGACAAACCCGCUGAGGCAAAAGCUGCUCCACAGCUUCCGUCAGGUCCUUCAGAUCCUGAGAAAACAGGUGAUCCACAGCUUUCGUCAGUUCCCUCAGAAGCAGCCACAGCCGCAGCUCUACCAAUACCCAAGACAGUCAAAACCGCUGUUGAGGAACCAAAGCUGGAUUUGGCCACAACAAAAUCAACUGUUAGUGAAAAGAAAAAAACAAGUGACAGUCCUAAGCCGGAGAAGCCAUCUUCCUCCUCCUCCUCCUCCUCGGCAAACACAACUUUUGUUGAGUGCGACGCGCUGUUUAAGGUCUUGGACAAAGCCCAUGCCCAGAUGCGGCACGAAGAGAAGGCAAAAAAGAAGUCUAAGCAGGCAAGCAAGAAGCAGUUAUCCGAACAUACGCAGGAACGCACCACGCCGCUGGCCCGUGGCAAAAAGCAGGCGCCAAAGGAGAGCUCACGUCGCAACACAAUUUCCGAGGAACGCCACGAGGAAGACAAGCUGCCGUUGACCAAUAAGCGUCGCAACUCCGUGCAUCCUUUCAAGGCAACGCUGAGUCCAGAGCGCGCAUCCGAGGCAGAAUCCAAGCCUAGCAGCAGCAGCAGCGGAAGCAACAAGAAGUCAGCCCAAAGGAAGCCGUCGCGAAAAGCAGCAACAGCCAAACAGCUGCCCAUCAGCCAGGACUCGCUGGACUCCAGCUCAAGCUCGUCGACAAAAGCCAGUGAACUGCCUGGCCGCAGCUUGCCAACGCCCACUUCUGAGCUAGAAGCAUCCAAUCCGCUGCACGACAUAGCCAAGUUCAUAGAGGAUGGCGUCAAGUUGCUCGAACGCGACUACAAGCUGGAGGAUGAACAGCAGCAGCAGCAAGAGCAGCAGCAGCAGCAGACACAGCCACAGUUGCAAGAGGAGAUAACUGAAGAUGAGUUUGCCCAGCGUGUGGCCAAUCUGGAGACACCAGCCAACACGCCGGCUCCCUCACCCGUGGGCAGCACUGAGGAUCUGUCCUCGGGCGUACGCCGUUCGCAUCGCAUUAAACAGAAACCACAAGGCGCCAAGGCUAGUUUGGGGCGUGGCAGCAGCAGUCAAACGCCGGCCAUUAGCAUGGAACAACAGCUAGCCGAGCUGGCACAGAUUGAGACUAUCAACGAGCAGUUCCUACGCAACGAAGGACUCCACACAUUCCAAACGCUGCGCGACAACUAUUAUCGUUGUGCGCGGCAGGUGAGCAAGGAGAACGCAGAAAUGCAGUGCGAUUGUUUUGUCACCGGCGACGAGGAGGGACUGGGCCAGCUGCGCUGCGGCGAUGGCUGCAUCAACCGCAUGCUUAUGAUCGAAUGUGGCCCACUGUGCACCUACGGCGAGCGCUGCACAAACAAACGCUUCCAGCAGCAUCAGGGCUGGCCCUGUCGCGUCUUUCGCACCGAGAAGAAGGGCUGCGGUAUUACUGCCGAGCUGCAAAUACCGCCCGGCGAGUUCAUCAUGGAGUACGUGGGCGAGGUGAUAGACAGCGAGGAGUUUGAGCGUCGCCAGCAUCUGUACUCGGAGGACCGCAAUCGACACUAUUAUUUUAUGGCUCUGCGCGGCGAGGCGAUCAUCGACGCGACCACAAAGGGCAACAUCUCGCGGUACAUCAAUCACAGCUGUGAUCCGAAUGCAGAGACGCAGAAGUGGACUGUGAACGGAGAGCUGCGCAUUGGAUUCUUUAGCGUGAAGACCAUCCUGCCCGGCGAGGAGAUCACCUUUGAUUACCAAUAUCAACGCUACGGACGCGAUGCCCAGCGCUGCUACUGCGAGUCGACAAAUUGUCGUGGCUGGAUUGGCAACGAGCCCGAGUCGGAUGAGGGCGAGCAGCUCGAUACGGAAAGCGAGAGUGAGCCGGAGUCACUGGUCGAGGAGCUGCGAUUGGAGCAGCAGGAGCUGAAGACCAAAACGCCCAGGAGCGGCAAGUCAAGAAAGCAGCUCAAGUUGCCGACGGCGCGCAAACAGCGCAAGGAGCAGCCAAAGGCCAAGGAUCGCGAGUACAAGGCGGGACGUUGGCUGCGUCCAUCGGGCGGCGCCAGCGGCGAGAAGUCAGCAACACGCAAGCCCGACCAGCUGGAGGACCCGGAUGUGCUGGAACAGCUAACGCUGCUCGGCCGCAGCGGCCUCAAGAACCAGCUGGACACGUUGCGUCUUUCGCGUUGCAUGGUGCGUGCCAAGCUACUGCAGUCUCGCCUCCAGCUGCUGGGCGUGCUCACCCGUGGCGAACUGCCAUGUCGUCGGCUCUUCCUCGACUACCACGGCCUGCGUCUGCUGCAUGCCUGGAUCAGCGAGAGCGGCAACGACAAGCAGCUGCGGCUGGCACUGCUUGAGGCGUUGGAGUCGCUGCCUAUACCCAAUAGAACCAUGCUGAAUGACAGUCGCGUCUAUCAGAGCGUGCAGCUAUGGAGCAGCCAGUUGGCACAGCCAGCAGCUGAGAUGCCAACGGAGCCGCCACCAGAAUCGAAUACGGAGGAGGACGAGUCAGUGCGUCAGCGCAUUGCGGCGCUGCUACAAAAGUGGAAUGGCCUGCCCGAAAUCUUUCGCAUACCCAAACGGGAACGCAUCGAACAAAUGAAGGAGCACGAACGCGAGGCGGAUCGCCAGCAGCAGGUGCAUCACGCGGCCACCGCACUGGAGGACAGCAACAGCGCCUCCUCCGUGCUAAACAGCGAUCGGUUCCGGCAGGAUCGUUUCAGGCGAGACACCAGCAGCCGCUACGAAAAGUCUAAGCCGCCAACUCGGAUGAGCGGCAACAAUACCAUCUGCACAAUCACCACACAGCCCAAAGAAUGGCAGGGCACCACAGAGAGCGCCAGUGGGAGCAAGUCUGAGAGUCGUAGACGUUCCGAGUUCGAUCCACGUCGAACCAUAUCCAAGGAGCUGCGGCGUUCGCUAUUCGAGAGAAAGGUGGCCCAGGACGAGGCGGAGAAGCGUGUUGGGAGUGAAGAUUGGCGCGAGCACGAGCUACGCUGUGAAUAUUUCGGCGCAGAUCUCAACACAGAUCCCAAGCUGCUGCCAUUUUACCAGAACACAGAGACCAACGAAUGGUUCAACAGCGAGGAUGCGCCAGUGCCAGUGCCAUUGCGCUGCGGCGAUGCCGCUGAGCCACCUUCACCGGAACAUGAGGAUGAUGUGGAGUAUAAGCUGCCCGCUGGCGUGGAUCCGUUGCCGCCCUCCUGGCACUGGAGCCUAACACCCGAGGGGGAUAUAUAUUAUUACAAUCUGCGCGAUCGGAUUCCACAGUGGGAGCCACCGAAUGCUGAACAGCGUUUGCAACAGCUGGUAGAGGAAUCACCAGAGAAGGAGCUGGCAACGGAUGAGACUGCCAAUUCGGCCGAUCUGAUCAACAUCGAUAUUGACUAUGUGGGCAGCCUCAGCGCCAAAUCCCUAGCGCAAUACAUUGAGGUCAAGAUACGCGAGCGACGCGAACUGCGACGCAGUCGCCUCGUCUCUGUGCGCGUGAUAAGUCCGCGUCGCGAGGAGGAUCGCCUCUACAAUCAGCUGGAGUCGCGCAAGUACAAGGAGAACAAGGAGAAGAUUCGCCGACGCAAAGAGAUCUAUCGACGCACACGCAAUGAGGCGAAUAGUAUUCCACCGCCAGCUGGAGAGUCCAGUGAUUCGCUGCCCAUACAUGGCUAUCUGUACUCCUCGGAUGAGGAGGCGACCGCCGAUGCCGUGGGCAGUGUACCGCUGGCUGAUUCUACUGCCGAUGGCGAAAAGGAAUUGUCAGAGACAGUGAGUCGUCGACGCCAAUCUCGACCAACCUCGCCACAAUCCACUAGUUCAACAGAAACGGAAACGUUGCCAGGCGCAAAGCGCAAGCUGCCCCUGACGGAGGGCCAAAAGAAGCAUCGGGACAGCAAGCGCAAGACCAUGAUAACCGGACGCGAUGCCAGUGACAAGUUUCACUUUGAGAUUAGCGGUCACGUGGCCGAGUUUUUACGUCCCUAUCGCCAGGAUACCUGCCAGCUGGGCCGCAUUACAAGCGAUGAGGACUAUAAGUUCCUUAUUAAGAGGUUGAGCCACCACAUAACCACCAAGGAGAUGCGAUACUGCGACAUGACCGGCAAUCCGUUGGCCUGCACGGAAUCGGUUAAACAUAAGUCCUACGAGUUUAUCAAACAAUAUAUGCGCAAAAAGGGGCCCGUCUACAAAAAGCCGGUCGACAAGCCCGACUAAUGAGUAGUUCUUAAACACAACAUUUUUUCCUUAAAAUAUUGGGCAACUAAACAUCUUCAUAAAUAGUUUACGUAUAUCACUCUGAAAGUUGUAUACAAUAUUAAGUUUUGCUUUUAAGAAAGAUUUUACCUCAAGUUGGGUAAUGCAACUUUAAAUUCUUAAUUUAAGUACAUAUGAAAUGUAAUUGAAUGCAUGACUUUUUUUUUUUUUAAUUUUCUUUUUGUUAUUGUGUGCCAAAACAAAUACAUUUUUAAUUGGUGCCAAUUAUAUGGCCAUUCAGAUAUUAUUUAGUGCAUCUAUAAAAUAUGUGUUUAUUGUUCUGUGUGUUAUCGUUAUUUUCUCUU